Messenger RNA from Hyphopichia burtonii NRRL Y-1933, 725 nucleotides. Its product is annotated as peroxiredoxin. Gene Ontology annotation, molecular function: thioredoxin peroxidase activity. Gene Ontology annotation, cellular component: cytosol. Gene Ontology annotation, biological process: cell redox homeostasis; hydrogen peroxide catabolic process; cellular response to stress. The transcript has a single exon. NCBI's taxonomy places the organism in Eukaryota, Fungi, Ascomycota, Pichiomycetes, Serinales, Debaryomycetaceae. The record is from RefSeq and is a predicted model, not a curated record. The coding region runs from base 82 to 672 and encodes 196 amino acids.
UAUCCCUUAAAUUCUUGAUAUUUUCAGAUUCGAAAUUUUCUUUCCCUUCAUUAAUUUAAUCAAUUGAUAAUAUAUAACACAAUGGCCGCUCAAAUUCAAAAACCAGCUCCAAGCUUCACUAAAACCGCCGUCGUUGAUGGUGUUUUCGAAGAAAUUUCUUUAGAACAAUACAAAGGUAAAUGGGUCUUAUUAGCUUUUAUCCCAUUAGCUUUCACUUUUGUUUGUCCAACCGAAAUUAUUGCUUACUCUGAUGCUAUUAAAAAAUUCACUGAUAAAGAUGCUGAAGUUUUAUUUGCUUCUACCGAUUCUGAAUACUCUUUAUUAGCUUGGACUAACGUUGCUAGAAAAGAUGGUGGUUUAGGUCCAAUCAAUAUCCCAUUGUUGGCUGAUACUAACCACUCUUUAUCUAAAGACUACGGUGUCUUAUUACCAGAAGCUGGUGUUGCUUUAAGAGGUAUCUUUUUAAUUGAUCCAAAUGGUGUCUUGAGACAAAUCACCAUCAAUGAUUUACCAGUUGGUAGAUCUGUUGAAGAAUCUUUAAGAUUAUUAGAUGCUUUCCAAUUCACCGAAAAAUACGGUGAAGUUUGUCCAGCUAACUGGCAACCAGGUUCUGAAACCAUCAAACCAGAAGUUAAAGACUCCAAAGAAUACUUUGGUAAAGUUAACAAAUAAAUGAUUUAGACGAUUUAUACAAUUAUACAAAAUAAUAAAUUAAUGAGUUAAAC